UAUCAUCAUUCGUGUAUGAAGCGGUGUUAACUUUUAUUUUAUUUUUCUGUUUCGUUUAAUAUUGUAGCAGUAAUUAUCACAAUAAUGUGUUUUUAUUAAGUUCAAAUCAUAUAAAAAGUAAAUUAGUUAAUAAUUCAAGAAAUUAUGUUAGCAAUCGUGCAUAUGCUUUGUUGUGAGAACCACCUUUAUCUGCUGUCAUUUUAAGUUAUAGUAAGAAAAUUUUCGAUAAUGAAACAUAGGCUGUUAAUCAAACAAUAAGUUAUUCAUGAUAAGAUCGCCCGAGAAGUGUAAAACAGUAUCUAGUUGAUGUGUCGUAAUGAGAAUAGUGUUUUUCUCCGGAGUAGUGAAUUGGAGAAUGUGCGGUGGCGUUUAGGAUCUGUAAGGGUCAGAGACAGAGUUCAGCAUGGGAACGGUAAAAGAUGAAGAACGUAUGCGACGUCUACGUUUGCUGGAGGAGAGGCUUUGUGACCCUCGCUCGACCGGCAACGUGGAUUGUCUCCUGGACACAGUCACAGCACUGAUAUCUGAUUGCGAUCACCCGGCCAUUCGACGUAUGAAAAACGUCGAAGCUUAUACCAGCAGAUAUGAGGAAUUUGCAUCAGACAUAGUUGACCUGCGUUUGAAAGCAGCAGAUUUUGAUCUUAUUAAAGUAAUCGGUCGGGGGGCAUUUGGGGAAGUACAACUAGUCAGGCAUAAAUCUACUAGAUCAGUUUAUGCUAUGAAACUUCUUAGUAAAGUAGAAAUGAUUAAAAGAUCUGACUCAACAUUUUUCUGGGAAGAGAGACAUAUUAUGGCACAUGCCAACUCUGAGUGGAUUUUGAAAUUACACUUUGCAUUUCAAGAUCAAAAGUAUCUUUAUAUGGUAAUGGACUAUAUGCCUGGAGGUGAUCUGGUUAGUUUAAUGUCUAAUUAUGAUAUACCUGAGAAAUGGGCCAAAUUUUAUACAAUGGAAAUAGUCUUAGCUCUAGAUGUUAUUCAUGGAAUGGGUUUUGUUCAUAGAGACGUUAAACCUGAUAACAUGUUGAUAGACAAAUAUGGUCAUUUGAAGCUAGCAGACUUUGGUACUUGUAUGAGAAUGGGUCCUGAUGGACUUGUGCGUGCCAGUAAUGCUGUGGGUACCCCUGACUACAUAUCUCCUGAAGUACUGCAAUCCCAAAAUGGCGAAGGGGUUUAUGGUAGGGAGUGUGAUUGGUGGGCUGUUGGAAUAUUUUUAUAUGAAAUGCUUAUAGGAGACCCACCUUUUUAUGCUGAUAGUUUAGUAGGUACUUAUGGGAAAAUUAUGGACCAUAGAAAUUCCUUGCAAUUUCCUGAUGAUAUAGACAUUUCAAGAGAUGCUAAAUCACUUAUAAGAGGUUUGCUGACUGAUAGAGCCAGAAGACUGGGCAAAAACAGUGUAGAUGAAAUUAAACAGCAUCCUUUUUUUAUAAAUGACCAGUGGAGCUUUGAAAAUCUAAGGGAUUCAGUGCCACCAGUUGUGCCUGAGCUGUCUAGUGAUGAUGACACCAGGAAUUUCGAUGACAUUGAUAAGUCAGAUGCAUUAGAUGAAUCUUUUCCAGAGCCUAAAGCUUUUGUAGGAAAUCAUCUUCCCUUUGUAGGAUUUACUUACAAUGGUGACUACCAACUCUGUGGAGGAAGAAUUAAACCAGCUGAUGUUGUAGACACUAUAUCAAAUAAUCAUAUAAAUAAUGUUGGAUCUGAAGCUAUACUACAAUUAGAAAAAUUAUUAGAGAGGGAAAGGGAUUCAAGAAGAAAAUUAGAGGAUAGGCAAGUGAUGUUAUGUAAUCAGUUAGAAGACAUGUCUCAAAGAGAAGUUAGAAAUAAGAAAAUUGUUGCUGACACAGAUAAGGAACUGGCCUUAUUAAAACAUGACCUGAAGGAAAUUCAAAGAAAGGCUGAAAUUGAAGCUGAUUCAAGACGAAAAGCAGAAAUGAAUUAUAAUGAUGUUAAACGACGGUUAGAUGAAGAACAAAGUAAAAGGGUGAAAGAGAUGAGUAGUUUACAAAUUUACAAUGAAAAGAUUAACAUCUUGGAAAAGCAGUUAACUGAAAUGCGCGAGAAGUUAAAACAAGAAUCAGAAGCUGCAGCUAAAUCUAGGAAGCAGGCAGCAGAAUUGAGUGCAGCACAAGCAGCAGCAGCAGCAGCUAGCGAUGGUACUGUAGCGAGCUUAAGAGCCCAGCGAGAUGCUUUAGAGAGGGAAUGUAGUUCACUCUCUGAGGAAUUGGGUACAGUAAAGGCAGCUAAACAACGUUCAGAAGCAACUGUUGUUGAGUCUACAAGUAGAUUAAAUGCUGCUCACAUUGAAAUGGAAAGAUCUGCCUCUAAGAUAAACCAAUUACUAGCUGACAAUCGGCAGCUAUCUGAGCGUGUAUCUUCAUUGGAAAAAGAAUGUACUUCUUUAUCUCAUGAUCUCAGGACAUCUCAACAUUUGUAUCAGCAAGAAGUAAGAGCACAUCAAGAGACACAACGAUCUCAACUGUUGUCUAAACAGGAAGCGAACUUAGAGCUAGUGAAGGCAUUGCAAGGAAAAUUGAAUGAAGAGAAACAAGCAAGACAGCGAGCUGAGGCCGGUUCACAAGAAAAAGAUAGACAAAUGUCUAUGCUAAGUGUAGACUAUAGACAGAUGCAGCAACGCUUGCAAAAAUUGGAGGGUGAACAUAGACAGGAAGGUGAAAAGGUGGCAGGCCUUCAAGCGGCGCUAGAGCAAGAAAGAGACGCAAGGCUAUCCGCGAGCGCCGAAACAGCAGCGGCUGAAAGUAGUGCGCGUGCGGCGGCAGCUGAAAGAGAUGCACGCGCACGGGAACUUAUUGCUAUUCGCGCGGCUUUGCACGAUGCAACCGAAAAGCUUGCGGCGGCUAGCGCUGAACGUGACAUGCACUAUGCAAGGAGCGAAGAACUACGCUCCCAGUUGGAGAACGAGCAACACUACUGUGUUAUGUACCGAACGCAAGCGAACGAUGCGCGUGCGCAACUCGACGAGAAUGCCCGCGCAAAUCGCGACCUUGAACAAGAGCGGGCGAGUCUUAUGCAUCAAUUGCAAUUAGCUAUUGCCCGGGCAGACUCGGAGGCUAUUGCUAGGUCCAUAGCGGAAGAAACAGUGGGCGAACUAGAGAAAGAGAAGACGAUGAAAGACCUGGAGAUGCGGGAGGCUCUCACUCAGCAUCGAAGCGAAUUAUCAGCAAGAGAUGCGUUGGUUCAAGGUCUUAGGGACCGGGAUCAUGAGAAUAGGGCUACCAUUGACCUGCAAAGGAAGGAAGUGGACGAGUUGCGCCGGAGCGGUACAGCCCUAGCAGAGCGUGUAGCAACAUUACAGCGUCUCCAGGAAGACGUCGAUAGAUUGAACAAGAAACUCAACUCUGAGAUCAUGCUUAAGCAACAGGCUGUUAAUAAGUUGGCCGAAAUCAUGAACAGGAAAGACAUGAACCCAGCGUCCACGAAGAACAAGAGCAAGAUGUCAGUACGCAAAGACAAAGACUAUCGCAAGCUGCAACAGGAGCUGACGAGGGAGAAGGAGAAGUCGGACCAGCACAUCUCCAAAUUGCAGAGGGAUCUUCAGGACUCGCAGCAGCAGCUCAUCGAGGAGCAGCAGACGAGGCUUCGACUCGCUAUGGAGGUUGACAGCAAAGACGCGGAGAUAGAACAACUCAAAGAGAAGCUGGCAGCGUUGACCAGCGAAACAGCAUCCCAGUCGUCAGCCGAUGCGGAAGACGGAGAAACGGAACAGACCCUCGAGGGUUGGCUUUCAGUUCCAUUCAAGCAGAAUAUAAGGAGACACGGGUGGAAAAAGCAGUAUGUGGUCGUGUCUUCUAAGAAGAUCAUCUUCUACAAUACCGAGAAUGACAAGCAGAAUACAACUGACCCAGUCAUGAUAUUGGAUUUAAGCAAAGUCUUCCAUGUUCGUUCCGUGACACAAGGCGACGUAAUCCGGGCUGAUGCAAAGGACAUCCCGCGUAUAUUCCAGCUUUUGUACGCUGGUGAAGGGGAAGCCAGGAGACCUGGUGACGCACAGGAUCAGCCAACCGAUGGAGUAGAUCAUACUGGUAACACAGUACAGCAUAAGGGUCAUGACCUGGUCAGCAUAACGUAUCACAUCCCGACGGCAUGUGAAGUUUGUACUCGACCACUUUGGCAUAUGUUCCGUCCACCACAGGCCUACGAGUGCCGACGCUGCCGCAUGAAAGUGCACGCCGAGCACGUGUUGGAGGCGGGCGGGGAGGGCGUGGCAGCGUGCAAAUUGCACGCGGACAGAGCGCGGGAGUUGUUGCUGCUGGCGCCUGUAGCGCAGGAGCAGCGGCGUUGGGUGGCCCGACUUGCCCGCAGGGUGCAGCGGUACGGCUACAGGGCUGCUCACAACCAUGACCAUACCAAGUUGUCGCCAAGAGAUUCAAUGCGAUCCAAUCUCAAAGCGGCGUACAUGAACGCAUCGCAGCGUAGUUCGACUUUGCCCGCUAACACGGCACUACCGAGGCAGUAAAGACAAAAUAACGUAUAUUAAUUAUACACACACAUAGAAUAUUACAAAUACUAUAGAACCAAAUAGAAACAAAAUAACCGACUUCAAAAUGUACAAAAGCAAUAAUUCAGUAUACUCCCUUUAUAACCUGAUGGGACAGUCUCAUCUUUGAAAGAAGAAUUCACCCGAGGACCUCAGUUUUUGAAGUCGGUUAAAAUUAUUGUCUUAUAGGUGCGGAGUACUCAAAUAAUCUUUGUGUAUAUUUACCGAAUUUGUAAUUUUCAUAGAAUAUGACAAAAUGUGAUAAUUGCUACAUGAUAUUUGACGAUCGGUUAGAUGGCGCUAGUGUCGAUACGAGAAAAUUGAAAUACUCGAUAAAUUGUGUUUUUUCACUGGAAUUUGACAAUAUGGUUUUUCACUAGAGAAAUUUUGCUAAUUUAAUUUUGGACCCGUUUUCAUUUUAUUGACAAUAACAAAUGUAUGGGUUAGUGGCUGCAUAAUUAAUUAUAUAUGCUCUUGGGCUUGUUCUGUUACUAGUGUCACAGACAAAAAACAUUUUCGCCAAUUUUUUUUUAAAUUAAAUUUUAUAUUUAUCUGGACGCAUCUUAGAAACGAAUUUACAUGCUUAACGACCCGUUUGUAACUCAAUAACUUGAUUUGGACCCCAAGUCACGAUCCCGUUUUGAGUACUGUCAAAUAUAACUUCGUAGUGACAAUCAGUUUGACAGCACUUGAAAUUAGAUUGACGAAUGACGUUUGAAUGCGGGGCUAUGAACGUUAAGCGCUAAUUUAACUUUCGAAAAUAAAUUAAAACCUAAUCGUACACAGACAUUUAAUAUCUAAUUGUGGCUUAAAGAGGUUUGACAUACGGAAGUCGUACUUGGCGCUAAGCAUCGACUUGUGCUACUUAGCAUGUACCAUAGAUAAUUUACUAUUUAGUUAAUUGAUGGAGCAUCCUUAUUACUAACAGAACAAUACAUGUUAGUAGCAAUUAAUGCCUUCGUGAUAUUAAUACCUAAAUUUGAGUUGUUGAUGGUGCAAAAUGGCCCAAUUACGUCACAAUUCUGCUAUUUAUAGAUUUUGUCUAAAUUCAAAUUUUGUAUUUGAUGUCUAUUACGAAAACGUCAAAGGAGUUUAAAUACGAAGUAAAAAGUAUAAUGAGCCGUGUUCGAUUUUUAAAUAUAGAUCUGACAGUCAAGACUAUUGGUUUUUUUUUUAAAUUUUUUGACAAUUUGAUUUGGUUUAACGUUGACAUUGAAUUAUUCAUUCAUUGUUUUAUGUUCAUAUUAGUACCAAUUUUGCUUAGUAAAUAUUUUUGUCUACAUUUGUGUUUUACGACAGUUAUUUUUUAUACUUCUAUGGAUUGCGUGGCUUUUUUCAAAAUUUGGCCGUCAAACAAACCAACUAUAAUCUUAAACAUUAGUAAUUGUGAAAUUAACCAAUAAGCUUACUAAAUAGUGUUCUGAAUGUCUGAUGUUGCUAUUUACGCGAGCUAGGCUUCUACAAGGUGUCUACCCACUUUCGCUAUUUAAAUGUGGGUAGAUGAAAAAAGUAGUGAUAACUCAAUGUUAAAAAAAUAUACCGUUCGUCCAUUUUGUUUCUACGUGAUAAUAGCGAUUUUAUAUGACAAUAUUAAUGUAAAGAAAUCCCGGUUUAAGGUAUUUUUAUAAAAUAUAUAAUUGUGACGAGAGACUGGUUAGUCAUUUAACUCGUUGAAAAACGAUUUACUAUUAGACAAUAUAGGACUUUAGUAAUGAAGAAUCCUUGUUAAAUGGAUUACACGGCCUACUGAACACAUGGAAUUUUUGUCUAAUCUCUUAUUCAACUGACCUGCGCUUGCUUAUUCAUAAAAACUAAAUCAGUCUAAUUGCACCGCUUUAACUAAAGUACAUACUCAUUUGUCUCUUUUCCUCACAGCGUAAAUACAAUUUGACGGACAGAGACAAACGUGUAACAUUGUUGAUUGAGUUUUUAUGAAUAUUUCAGUAACAGUGUAAAAAUACGGAUUCAACUUGUAUAAAUAAGAGGGUAGUAUGAAAAUUUACACAGGAAUUGAAUGAAUAUUUACAAAUUUGCACUAAUUUCGCCUCUCCAGCACAUAGCUUUUAAGAGCACGUCAUUCUGCGUACGCGUUAACGAAAUGGAGUGCCAUAAUUUCAAAUUUGCUCAAUAUCAAAUUCCUUAGGGCUUCCCAAAAUUUGUUUAUACAUAAUUUUUUGAAACACUGCCUGCGCAUAGCGAAUUAGAUUCCUCUUAGUUUUUUUAAGGAAAUAAAAUGUGUCUUGUAACCAUAAGUUAUGUCUGAGGGAUUUUUUUUGCACUACCCUCAUUCUUAUAAAUGUUAUGUGCUGUUGCUAAUUAGCACUUUAUACUUUUGGUCAAGCUAUUAAUACAAAAUAAGUAUGAGGGUAUAGGUAGACGGCCUAUUUUUAAGUAGUUUUCCAAAGGUGCCAAAAUCUUACCCUUUUCGACAAUGUACAAAUAUCGGGCUGGCGUGGUUUUACCAAUUUGAUGUGUAAAUCGUAAUCGUGAUCACAAAGUACAAAGCAAUUGUUAAAGUACACAGCGGAAUUGAUUUUUUCCUUAUUGACAAAAGGACGUUAGAAGUGAUGGAUGAGCUUUAUCUUCGUUGGUUGAGCUUGAGGUGUUGUAUGACACCCGGUGCUAAAGGAUGCAGGCCUCCAUAUUGUUAUUAGUGGUUCCCGUUAAAUGUUUCUGCCAUUGCUCUACUGUUAACAUUCCUGCAAAAGCUAUGUUGUUUUGUUUACCUUAGUUUUAUAUCGAGUUCUAUCGCCGAUCGCGAGCGCCGUGUAUUGUGAUAUGAUAUUUAAUUUUUGGUCUACCCUCUCAGUGAAACUUAGUGAAGCAUAUCAUAAAAACAACGGCGUUUGUAUGGUCAAUUAUCCGCUUCAACGUUGUAGGUUAAGGUGUAAAGCUUUUAAAAUAACUCGCAUAUUUCAGAGUAACGUACUUAUCUCUCGUUAAUUGAUUUCAUAUUUUUACGCUUAUUUUGUUUGAAUGCAUUUUUUAUGUUAGGGCAGCUAUUUCAUUGCUUAUGUCAUUCCAUCGUGUUUAUUUUUGUUACGGCGUUUUUUCGAUAUGUUGCCAAAGAAAUUUUUGGAAUUUUGUAAAAAUUUUGCAUUUUAUUUUCUGAUACACUGUCUUGUUCAUUCAUAGUAUGUUCGUGACACAAUUUGGGAGUAUUUUUAUUAACAUACGGUGGUGGUAUAAGGAAUACUCCCAGUUUGUCGUUAGAUCGUUGCGUCGAUAUUGAACAAUUAUCAAACGUGUAAUUUAUUUAUUUAUGGUAUUACAUUUUAUGCUCUCGUAUUUAUCAAUUUAUUGUAAGUUCCUAGAUAACUUUCUAAUUAUGAAUCGGCGCAGGCAUCUCGGAAUAACUUGUAUAUGGUUGUAAGUCGUAUAUUUUUGAAAUGUUAGGAAUCUAUUAGGGUUUAAUGAAUGACGCAAACGUCACCACGCGUACGCGCACGUAAUACGUCCGUACGUGUCACGCAAUACUAAUACUAACGUGCCUUAGCUACGCGGCCCACUCCCAUAUCAUGUAGGCGUAUGUUAUGUAUCUAUAGUUAUAUUGUAAAUAUUAUGUUUUGAAAUAAACCAAUAUUUUAUGGACUUUUAAGGAAUUGUAUAUUGUAAAGAUAAUUAUUAAUUUUAUCAUGUAAUAAUUAAUGCCUAGCUAAUAAGUGCUACAUUUGUGAAAAAUAAAUAACAUUAAAAAAUA
Molecule: messenger RNA, 8192 nt
Organism: Pieris brassicae (large cabbage white)
Lineage: Eukaryota; Metazoa; Arthropoda; Insecta; Lepidoptera; Pieridae
Gene: rock1
Product: rho-associated protein kinase 2
Exons: 13
Coding region: 404-4471 (1355 amino acids)
Biological process (GO): mitotic cytokinesis; regulation of cell junction assembly; embryonic morphogenesis
Cellular component (GO): cytoskeleton; cytoplasm
Molecular function (GO): Rho-dependent protein serine/threonine kinase activity; ATP binding; small GTPase binding
Source: RefSeq, a predicted model, not a curated record